Molecule: messenger RNA, 539 nt
Organism: Phycomyces blakesleeanus NRRL 1555(-)
Lineage: Eukaryota; Fungi; Mucoromycota; Mucoromycetes; Mucorales; Phycomycetaceae
Exons: 7
Coding region: 29-484 (151 amino acids)
Source: RefSeq, a predicted model, not a curated record
AUCUAUCCAUAUACAUUUACAUCACACCAUGGCAUUAAAGCGUAUUCAACGAGAGCUUGCAGAGAUUACCAAGAGUCCACCAGAGGGCAUCAGUGCAACUACUGUGGAUGAAGACUUGUUUAAUUGGAGAGCCACUAUUAAUGGACCUCCCAACAGUGUCUACAAAGGCGGUGUAUUUCAUUUGACUAUCGUGUUUAGCCAUGAUUACCCUUUCAAACCACCAAUUAUCAAAUUUAUCACCAAAAUUUAUCAUCCCAAUAUUGACAACGAUGGGUCAAUUUGCAUUGAUUUGCUAAAGGCUGAUGUGUGGAAGCCUGCUACUAAAGUGCAUCAAGUUCUUGGGGCCAUUGCAUAUAUAUUGGAACAUCCUAAUCCGGAUGAUGCCUUGGUAGCUUCUGUUGCUGAAGUUUACAACACCAAUCAGGCCAAGUUUGUAAAGCUCGCUCAGGAAAACGUCAAAAAGUAUGCCACUGCCCAGCAAUAAUCGUACUAUUAACAACAGUAGUAAUGUUAAUAAUAUUAAGAACAACAACAAAUAU